Messenger RNA from Temnothorax curvispinosus, 5905 nucleotides. It is a transcript of the gene Synj, whose product is annotated as synaptojanin-1. The record is from RefSeq and is a predicted model, not a curated record. Gene Ontology annotation, biological process: synaptic vesicle endocytosis; phosphatidylinositol dephosphorylation. NCBI's taxonomy places the organism in Eukaryota, Metazoa, Arthropoda, Insecta, Hymenoptera, Formicidae. The transcript has 7 exons. Gene Ontology annotation, molecular function: phosphatidylinositol-4,5-bisphosphate 5-phosphatase activity; nucleic acid binding. Bases 232 to 3711 code for a protein of 1159 amino acids.
CGACGAUUGACAGCGGUGCCAGCGGUGGUUUUCAGUUUUCAGGUUCAGUCGCCGCCAUCGUCGCGCCAAUCACGGUGAGGACACUGAGGACAUUGUUUUGGUGUCUGCCGUGUCUGGUUGUCGCGGUGCGAGGUGCGACGUGUUGUGACAGACGUGAUCGUCGCGGCUCCGUAGAGCAUCGUCGUCGUCGUCGUUAUCGUCGCCGCAACAGAGAUACACGGGCGUGCAACAAUGGCGACAAUGGGCAAGGGAUUUCGCGUCUACGAGAAGCUAGACUCACCCAAGCCGCACUCGGUCAUCCUCGAGCAGCGGGGUCGCAAGGAGACGCUGCUCUUCGAAUCUCAAGCAAUCGCGGUCCUUUCCGCUGAGGAAUACGAAUUCCUAAAGCCGAAGUAUACCAAACUGCUGGAUGCGUACGGAUGCCUAGGUGUUCUGCAGCUGAAUGCAGGCGAGAACACUCUGCUGUACCUUGUUCUGGUUACCGGAUGCUUUUCUGUUGGAAAGAUCGGCGACGCUGAGGUCUUCCGAAUAACACAGUCGAGUUUCUUGCCUCUGUUCUACAGCCAAGGGACGGAAGAUCGGGUGUCCGAGGUCAGGAAGGUCCUGAACUCCGGAACGUUUUAUUUCUCUUGGUCUGCCGGACAGGAGUCGCUCGAUAUCACCCUAAGCGCUCAGAGAAGAUGCAAAUCGACGACUACGGAUAAUAGGUUCUUCUGGAAUCGGAUGUUACACAUUCAUCUAUUAAGAUAUGGAGUGGACACGAGUCAAUGGUUAUUAAAAGCAAUGUGCGGCAGCGUAGAGAUUAGAACUGUCUAUGUUGGACACAGACAAGCUCGAGCAGUGCUUAUGUCGAGAUUAAGUUGCGAACGUGCUGGCACUAGAUUCAAUGUUAGAGGAACCAAUGAUGACGGACACGUGGCGAAUUUCGUGGAAACAGAACAGGUGAUCUACAUAGACAACGAAGUGACGUCCUACGUUCAGACGAGGGGUUCGGUACCGCUGUUUUGGGAGCAACCCGGUAUACAAGUUGGUUCCCACAAAGUGAAGAUUUCACGCGGCUUCGAGACGUCUGCGCCCGCCUUUAACAGGCAUUUGGAUAUGAUCAAGAAGCGAUACGGCCAACAAAUCAUCGUCAACCUUCUUGGCUCUAGUCUGAUCGGCAGCAAAGAAGGGGAAGCGAUGUUGAGUCAACUGUUUCAAACUCAUCAUAAUAUGUCGGAACACAAGGAUGUGCCGCACAUCCUGUUCGAUUAUCAUCAAGAGUGUCGCGGUGGAAACAUGAAAAAUCUGUCGAAGCUGAAAGCAAAGGUCGAAAAGUACCUGGAGUCGUUCUCGCUAUUCUACGCGGCCGGCAAUACCGUGAUUCUUGAGCAGAACGGCACCAUCAGGACAAACUGUUUGGAUUGUUUGGACCGAACCAACUGCGUACAAACGUUCUUCGCGCUCGAGAUGCUGGGCAAACAAAUGGGUCUGUUAAAGCUGAUGGAGAAGCAGCAAAUGGUCUCGAGAUUUGAGGAAGUGUUUCGUCAGAUGUGGAUCAACAACGGCAACGAGGUCAGCAAGAUAUACGCGGGGACUGGCGCCAUCCAGGGCAGUUCUAAGCUGAUGGACGGCGCGAGAUCGGCAGCUAGAACGAUACAGAAUAAUUUACUGGACUCCAACAAGCAGGAGGCGAUCGAUAUCCUAUUGUUGGGCUCAACAUUAAAUACAGAAUUAGCUGACAGAGCACGUUUAUUGUUGCCAACCAACAUGUUACACGCUGCUCCGAAUCUCUUGCGGGAGAUGUGCAAGCGUUAUAACGAAUACGUGGAUACGAUGAAUCUCAGGGUGAGCAUCGGUACUUACAACGUUAAUGGAGGCAAGCAUUUUAGAAGCGUAGUUUAUAAGGAUGUAUCCCUAUCAGACUGGUUGUUUGAUGGACCAAACAAAUCUUCGUCCUUGGUAUCCCUACAGCAGCAUGACAAUGUUCCUGUAGAUAUAUUCGCGAUAGGAUUCGAGGAGAUCGUCGACUUAAACGCCAGUAAUAUCAUGGCCGCCAGCUCGGACAACGCCAAGGCUUGGGCCGAAGAGCUGCAGAAGGUGUUGUGCAAGGAUACGGAAUACGUCCUCGUGACAUAUCAGCAGCUGGUCGGUGUCUGUCUAUAUCUGUUUAUACGACCCGUGCACGCGCCGUAUCUGCGAGACGUGGCGGUGGACUGCGUGAAAACGGGAUUGGGAGGCGCCACCGGGAACAAAGGCGCCGCGGCGAUCAGAUGCGUAUUGUACUCCACGUCCUUCUGCUUCGUGUGCGCGCACUUCGCCGCCGGUCAGUCCCAGGUGAACGAACGUAACGCCGACUAUGCCGAGAUCACGAGGAAGAUAACGUUUCCUAUGGGUAGAACCCUGAACACUCAUGAUUACGUGUUUUGGUGCGGUGACUUCAACUACAGAGUCGAUAUGGAUAAGGAUGACAUGAAGGAAUUGAUCAAGCAAAACGAAUUUGACCAGAUACUGCAAUACGAUCAAUUGAGGGUUCAACAAGAACAGGGCAACGUCUUUAAGAACUUCCAGGAAGGACCCAUUACUUUCGCUCCUACAUAUAAAUAUGAUCUGUUCUCGGAAGAUUACGACACCAGCGAAAAGUGUCGUGCGCCCGCAUGGACGGACAGAGUUCUGUGGAAGCGCAGAAAGCAAAUACCUGAUAUUGACUCACCCACAGAUUGGAAUCCAGGAAAGCUCGUUUAUUACGGCCGGGCGGAAUUGAAGCAGAGCGAUCAUCGACCGGUACUCGCGACGAUUGACAUAGACGUACACUGUGUCGAUCCCGAGAAGCGCGAGCGCGUGUUCAAGGAAGUGAUACAGGAUCUGGGUCCACCUGACGGCACGAUAAUAGUCAAGGCGGUGGAGGACGUCGAAGAUAUGGACAGCGUAUUCGAUAAUAAUCUCAUGUUCGCGCUGAUACAGGAUCUAUCCCACAUCGGCGAAGCGAUUUUGGUACGUUACGUCGGCGAGACUAUCUGGGUGACAUUCAGGGAUGGGCAGUGCGCCCUGGCCGCGGCGAAGAAGGGCAUGACGCAGGUGUGCGGCCAGACGUUGAAACUGUCGCUGAAAUCGCCUGACUGGGUAGAGUUGAUCGAGAAGGAGAUCGAGAUCUGCAGCAACACCACGGUGGCUCAGUUCACGGCGGAUUCGCCAUUGCGAAGUCCCAUGCAACGAUUGGAACAGUUGGAGAUCGCCGAGCGGCCGUCGCCCAGCAGAGGCAGCCCGAACGGCGUGAUUCCACCCCCGAGACCGGCCCCACCAGGCCGACCUUCUCAGCCACCAAAGAGUCCCGCUCACGAGCGAAAGCAGGUACCGCGAGCUGGUGUCUUCAGCGUGAUCCCCAACCAGUUUUCGCGUCCGGAGACGCCCCCGGUUGCGGAUGCAGUAGAAGAGGAUGAUCGGCAAGACGAGAGACUGUCGCCGGACUCGGCCAUCUACGAGGAGAUACCUGACGGAUCGCCCAGCUAUCCUGUACCAAAUCGACCGCCGCCGCCGUUACCGCGUAUGGACGGUGCUCAGGAACCAUCGAGCAGACCACCGCCCAACUCGGUACCUCCUCCGUUGCCGCAUAGACAAGCCCCGCCGCCUCCGCAGCACCCACCGCCGAGCCUACCCCCGACAAACGUUCCACCACCCGUUCCGGCGAGAACCACCGGCGGGCCGCCCAUUCCGGCCAGGAAUCCUCACUAAGAAAGGGACGCAAAAUAGAUAGGACGCAUAAAUGGGACGUAUAUCCUGUUAGGCCAGACUUCCGGUACGUUUAGCAUUAAUCUUAGUACGUGUAAUUAUUUAUGAGAUUAAACGGACGAAGCGACAGUAGUCGACGAGUCUUCACUUCCAAACUGAGUUCCAGGUCUGCGUAGAAUAGUUAGGAUUCUCGAUUUCCCGAUCUGUGAUUACUCUGAGAGUGAUCGGUAGUCAUCACGAGUCGGAGAUAAUCGCAAAUUAUUUUCGAUCUCCGAUCGCGCGAGCGUAAUUAAUUGUAGAUUUAUACUCGUAGAUAGUUCUUGAGCUUAUCGGACACCAUAUUUUGUGUUUCCAUGUUGGUGAUGAUAUAAUCAUGUUGAUAUCUGUUCUUGCGAUGUCGCGCGGGAAAUUGUUUUCGCUCCGAAUGUUUAAAAUGGCGCAAAUGGCUAUAUUGUUUCGAAAAUCCAAUUUAUAAAUUGUUGGUGUGUGACACAGAUUUAAAAUGUAUAUUCAGAACCCGUUGAAAUCGUUGUAAAAUUGGAUAUAUCAUGGACACGUGUUAAUGUAAUCAUCAGAGUUUAAACGGCGAAAUACUUGCGGUAAUAAUGUUAUAGUUGUCACUGCUUAUAUAUUGUAUAUUAAUAACUUAAGAUGUAACUCUCAAUGUUAGAAUCACUUCUUGAGGUUUAGGAAUCUUCACGGUAUCUUCGUAGAGCGUAAAACUACCAAAAAUACAAAUACGAUAAGACUCCGAGAAGCGAACUUAAUUUUACAACCAAUCGUGUGUAUAGCAUGACGCGGCGGAAGGAAAAGGGUAGACUCAAACACAACAGUAUUCUCACGGAUGCAAAAUAAGAUAUUUCUUAUAAUUGCCCUGAAUUUCCCCCUUGCACGCGGUGCCGAAGGCGGCUAAUUCAGUUAAUUUAAGGUCAUCCUAUAAUUAUGUUACGUUUUACUCUCUCUCUCCCUCUCUCUCCCCCUCUCCCUCCCUCCCUCCCCCUCUCUCUCUCUCUCUCUCUCUCUCUCUCUCUCUCUUAUUUUAAAAGUUCCUAUAUUUUACAUUCCAUCAAAAUUUCUAGAACGUCCGUCCCAAUGGGUCCAACGCCCACCUGUAUUUAUUUCCUAAGUCUUCUUUAUUUUUAUUCUCCCGGGGUCACAGUACCACGUUUCCUAUUGUGCGUGAUACGGAUGGUCUGUGAUUUCGACCGUCACGUUAUUUACGGAAUGAACAACGAAUGUGAAUGGAAAAUAAAGUUGUCAUUGGCACACAAGCGUCAUAAUUCACAAGAAAAUAUGUAUGAUAUGGCAGAGUCAAAAUGUUAAUUUAUAGGUGUUUUCCAGCAAGAUAUCAGAUUGCUCGUUACAUUGUAAAAAUCUAAAUACAAGCAUAUAGAAUGAUCUCAAUGUUACGAACAUUUCAAGAAAUUUUAUGUUUAACAUCAUAGACGUAUAUAAUAGACUGAGCAUUUAUAUACGUUUAUGACUUAACAUGCGAUAACUGUGCUCGGUUUCAAUAUAAAUCUACAAUUUGAAAUUUUUCUUUAAAUUUCCUCAAAUUUUCUUUUUCGUUUCUUACUAAAAAAUAAAAAUACUCAAGAUAAAAUAAUGUUUGUACUAACAAGUGUUUUAUUAUACUGCGGUUUUUAUUAACACAUAAAUGACCAAUAAGAGUAAAGAUCUGUAAGCUGUGGCGAUAUUUUCAGAAACUAAGCCAACUGCCAACUUUCAACAAAUACCGCACAUGACGCAAUGCGAUGUGCUGCCCUUGCUGGGAAAUACCCAUUAUAAAUUGUACAUAUUCCUGUUUAAUUUUCAUCACUUCCAGCUCACUACUUAUGUAAAGGUGGCUCUAAUCGCGGGGAAGUGGACGUAUACAUACGUGUAAAUUAAUAUAAAGAUGGUGUAGUAAGUGUAAGAAGAAAUUGUUUCCGACGCUUAUAUUACAUAUACAGUACGGGUUUUGUCUCCUGCACCUCGGUAACGCGUACUUUUUCACGCUUGAGUGCGUAGUUUAUGCGUUUGAUCAAUUAGAUCGAUCCUUACCUGUACAAGAUGUAAAACAUUGGACAUGUAUAUAUAUAUUAUGUAUUGAGUGGUCUAAUAAAGAGAUCAGUCGGGGAACGGAGAAAGCGACGGCUCUUAAAAAAGAAGAGAUUUCAUUUAUUGAUCUAAACUGUAUAAAGAGAUUUGAUUUCGA